This is a messenger RNA of Lonchura striata (white-rumped munia), 6102 nucleotides long. RefSeq names its product rhotekin 2 (gene RTKN2). The record is from RefSeq and is a predicted model, not a curated record. NCBI's taxonomy places the organism in Eukaryota, Metazoa, Chordata, Aves, Passeriformes, Estrildidae. Gene Ontology annotation, biological process: positive regulation of cell population proliferation; hemopoiesis.
UGCACCUCCUGCUUCUUCUGGGACAGCUGCACGAACGCUGCCCGCACCUCCAGCAGCUCCGCCGUCUUCUGGGACAGCUCUUUGGAAUGUGACACCCAAGAGAAGAUCAACUUUGAGGUCCGCAUGCGAGAAGGCAUCUGCAGGCUGCUGGCAGUGAGCACGCAGAGGGAGCAGCUCCUGCGCGCUGUGAAGGACCUGAUGGUCUGCAACGCUCGCAUCCGGGCCUACAGGGCACGGCUGCAGGGCCCAGAGGAGGAGCCCAGCCCGGGCAGGACUGAGGAGCAGUCUUCAGAAAAUGAGACAAAAGACCGGAUGGCGUGCAGAGCAAAGGUUGCUAUAUCAGAUAUUCGAAUACCAUUAAUGUGGAAAGGCUCUGACCACUUCAGCAAAAAAGAAAAAUCACAGCGCUACGCAGUGUUUUGUUUGUUCAGAAUGGGAGCUGAGGUUUUUGAUACUGAGGUGAUUAUUGUGGAUGAAGCAAUAACAGAUAUCUGUUUUGAAAAUGUAACCAUAUUUGAUGAAGCAAGCCCAGAUUUCCAGGUGAAGGUUGAAGUGUAUAGCUGCUGUACAGAGGAGUCUUUAUAUAUAACAAACACUCCUAAGAAACUGGCAAAGAAACUUAAAACAUCCCUCAGCAAAGCUACAGGGAAGAAACUCAAAGCUGCGCUGGAGGAAGACAGCACUGAACCCCUUGUGCCUGCUGACCCAGUCAUCCAUGGAGCAAAGUACAGUUUGCUAGCAUACACCACUUUGGGGCUGGAAAGUGCUGAGGACAAUUUCAGGACCCACAACCUUACCAUUACAGGAAAUGAGGAAUCCUCUUUUUGGCUACCUCUGUAUGGAAACAUGUGUUGCCGUUUAGUUGUCCAGCCCUCCUGCAUGGCCAGGGACAUGAUGGCAGGAUUUCUAAAUCAGCAGCAAAUUGUAGGAGGUCUAACAAGCUGGAGGAGGCUGUAUUGCGUGCUGAGAGGUGGCAAACUCCUUUGUUAUUACUCACCAGAAGAAAUUGAGGCUAAAGUGGAGCCAGCAUUGACAGUUCCCAUCAACAAGGAAACCAGGAUUCGAGCUGUGGAUAAGGACUCCAAGAGAAGAGCUAAUAACUUCUCUGUUAUCAACCCCGUGUCUGGAGAGGGUGUGACACAACGUUUUGCUACUGACAGUAGGGAUGAACUUCAUCAGUGGAUGGAGGCUUUCUGGCAGCACUUUUAUGAUCUGAGCCAGUGGAAGCAUUGUUGUGAGGAACUUAUGAAAAUUGAGAUUAUGUCACCACGGAAACCACCUUUGUUCUUGACAAAGGAAGCGACCUCCGUCUACCAUGAUAUGAGCAUUGAUUCUCCAGUGAAACAUGAGGGCUUAGCUGAUAUCAUACAUAGGAAAAUUGAAGAGAGCAAUGGUGAGUUUCUUCUUGGUCAGCAACAAGAGUCUGCAUCUGCCCUUUGGGCGUCACUCUUUGAUGGAUCUCAUGAGAUGGCUGUUCAGAAAAACAUGCAUCUGGACCCAAAAAGAGAUGCUACAAGUCCUAAUGACAGCAGAGGAAAGAAAAGAAGAGCUCCACCUCCACCCUCCGAUAGGUCACCGUGCAGUGCAGAAGCACAGGUGAACACAGAGCAGCUGGGCAAGGAAAACUGGAGGAAGCCUGACCACACACCUGCCAGUCGCUCUUCCUUAGAGCCAGGGUUAGCUACGAAAACGCAGCAGCUGCAAACCCCCAUUGCUACUCCUCGCAAAAUUGGUCCUUGUGGAAAAAGUGCUUUAGCUGGCCUGGGGAGUCCUGUUUCUCUGGUGAGCAAGACCAAGUCUGAAACCAAACCAGUACCAACCCCUAGACAUAAAGGCAUCACAGAAAUACUAGACCCCAGGUCCUGGUUGCAUCCAUAGGCAUCAUAUUUAGCUUAGAGGAGUGUUUGGAAUUUAAAGUUUCUCAGCCUUCUCCUAAUACUCUUCAUUAAAAGUAGGUUUUAGCAUUUAGCUCGAGUGUUUCCUAUAAGCCAGGGCAUUACUGCUAGCUGCAGUCUCAGCUGUAUUCAUUAGUGCUCUUAUCUAAAUAAUUGCACUAGAAUUGGUGGGUGGUUUUCUCUGUCUGGAGUAAGGUGCUAUUUCUGAAAACAAUAGUUCAGUACUUUCCUCUUGAAAAAAACACAGUGUUCAGGGUAACCUCAGCUGUCCCCACAGCAGGCAUAUUACCAGUGCCUUCUACCAGUCCCUCAGCUUAGCCCAUGCACAGCUCCUCAGACUACUUAAAUGGGAAUUCACACAUAUUCAGCACAGAUCUUGCAAAGCUGAUUUUCUUGGGCUCCAUGCUUGCUGCAUCCUCUUGCUCUUGUGCUGUUCUGAAUGGCUCUGUAACUCCAUACGAAUUUCUGAGGCAGUUCUAUCAAUUUAGUGUGGGAUUUCCCAAGUUCCUGCUGGCUCAUGUGCAAUUGGAAUGGACCAGGGUUAUCUGUAUUUGAGCAAGGAUGUGCUCCAUCACUGCUGUUUAUUUUGGGCUAAGACAGUGUUUAAAAGCAGUUGCUGGGUUUGUGCAUGUGCUCAUCUUAGGGUUGUUUUUCCUGACAAAAGUGGGUCUGUAACACAGCUCCUCCUUUGUGGAGCCUCUCAGCUGUCCCUGGUAGGGAACUGGUUUGUAAACUGGUAAGCAAACAGGGUUUUUUAACCACUUGUUCUCUCUGCCAUAGUAGAGAAUAAGCACUUCAGGUGAAGAUACUGAACUUUGAUACUCUUUCAUUAGACUGUUCACCAGCUCUGUAAGAAGUAUGGGUUGUUAGGGUCUCUGUGGCACCUAUGCAUCUACUGCAUAAGAAAAAGCUGUGUUCUCUUGUAUCCACAGCUUAAAUACCCAGCCAUUUCCUUGGUUGAUGCAUUUGUCUCAGAUGCUGGAACUUAUCCAAGGGCAAAGGUCUGCUUGCAGUUCUCCCUCUGGAGACUUGGUGCUUAGACCUGUGUUGAGAGGGUCAUUCCAGGAACUGUAUACAUACUGUUCAUUAUUUAUUAUUUUUUUCCCUAAGUGUGGAUGGCUCUGGGAACUUUACCAUUUCUCCAGAAGAUACUGUGGGCAUGGUUGGUUGGUUGAUUUAUUUUAUUUAUUUUUUUUGCCUUCAGCUAAGCUCUUGGCUCACAGUUGUAAAGGUAUCUGCUGAAUUCCCUCAGUAGUUCAUUUGGGAUGGGGUUGAGAGGCAGGUUUCAUUUACAAAUCCAUUUGCAGGAUUAGAGCCCUUUGUUCUAGAAUGUCCUUGUUCAUUCUUCAUUUAAUCACGUUCCAUUUUCCCUCUGAAACAACCAUAAUCAUUCUUACAAUAAAUCAUGCUGUUACUUAAGUGGAUGGUUUGUGAAUGGCUUAUAAAUAGGAACAGAAAAACUGAAGAAAAACUACAUGAUUAUGUAAAUCAGACAGUCAACUAAGUGGACUGUAGAACUCGGAACAAAAAAUGGGAAAAAUUGGGAGGGGGUGAAGCAUAUUUUCUAAAAUGCAGCUGCAGUUUAUUUAGCUUUAAAUCUAGCAUUAAAUGUUUCUGUGCUCAGAAAGAAGACACCUUUUCUUGGUAACUCACUUCCAUUUUGUAGAUAUAUUUUUAAAAACUCUCAUACAUUUAUAAGGAAAUAAGGCACCAUAAUGAGGAUUUAUUUUUAAAUUCAACAGACCAUUGAAUUUCAGCAAGCAGUUUCUCUGUUAAAUUCAGUGGCUUUGUUUUGAACUAAACAUACGUAUUUUAGCAAGGCAUUUAAUAUUAAUUGGAAGUCUUCAAGUGAUGAGAGUUCACUCAUACCUCUUGUUGCAAUACUUAAUUACCCCAGGUACAUUUUUCACUUGAUUUUCUAUUUGCAUUUCUAGCUGCACCUUAAGUUAUUUUGGUCUUUUUAUGCAUUUGAUUGCUUAUAUUGAUCUCUGUAGUAUCAGCUUUUCUAAUUGCCUGUGUGUAGUUAUAAAUCAUGAUUAUGUCCCUUUUAACCUUUUCUCUGAUGAGACGUACUGAAUUCCUUAACUUUCCUAUGGCAGUGAAUGCUAUCCAAGACUAAUUAAUCUUCACGUUUUUCUCUGUAUUUCUCAUGUACAGAAAUAUUUGGAAGGGUGACAUCUGAAUUAGAUGCCACAUGUCAAUAGUGAUCCAUCAGGACUGUACAGAGCCAUAAUGUGAUCCUCUUGCUCUGAUUAAUAUCUCCUUCUCUCUUUUUCCUCAAAAAUUGCUUUUUAUUUUUUUCUUUUUUUUUGUGGAAGCAUUGUCUUGGAUGCUGACUGUUAUAGGCCAAGUCCUCUUCAGAGUCUUUGUCAAGAAUGUGGUACAUCAUCCUCUUAUCAUCUUACCCUAUAUUUUCUUGGAAAUACAGGUUGUAUUUUACCAGCAUUAAAAUACUGGUCAUGAAGUGAUCCAGAUUGCUCUGUGUAAGUGACCUGUCCUCAUUCUUUACUAUUCCAGCAGUCUGCAUGUCCUUUGCAAAUUUAUUGCAAGUGAUUUUUACAGUUUAUUCCAGAUCAUUGAUUUUUAAAAUUGAAUGCAAGGUAAGGUUUGUAGAGAGAGGUGAUAAGUUUUUAUUACAUCAGUGACGUGGGUAGGGGGUGGGGAAAAGCAAACAAGGCAGACCAUUGAAGUUCUGUCCCUUUUAUCCCAGAGCCUUUAAAAUUUUCAGUAAGAUGGCAAACAGCUAUAUUUCUUGCUGAAUCCCUACUAAUACUGUAUCUUGGAAUUAUUAUUAUGAUAUUUUGAAGAAAAUUACAUGUUCAUAUUGUUUUCAGAAAGUAAUUCAGGGUUCUUGCGGGUAACACCUCAGUGCAGGUAUCUUUGCAAGCCAAGCUUAAUAUAUUGAAGAGUAAAAUGCAACCUAUUGUUCAAUAUUCUCCAUUAAGCUGUGUUGAUAUUUUAUGUCUGUCCUUAAAUUAGACUCAUGUGGGCCAGUUCAUGAUAUUGCAGUGACCACCACAAAGCAAACAAGGCCAUUAAUUAUUCUGUUAAUCUGCUUCAGAACUAUAUAAUCCCUGUUAUGAAGAAAGAGUUGAUUCAGGUAUUUAUUGUUACUUUGCCUUUCUUUCCCCUCCGCUUCUGUAUUGCCAUUAGUGCCUUUGCAUCUUCUGUGAAGCAAGCUGGUUUAACCAAUAAAACCUGCAGGCUCCCAGGAAACACAGAGCUCACUAUACAAUAAAGUCAGUGCCCCUGGAGGAACUGCUGCUCCCAGCAGUAGAGGAGAAUGUAAUGGUUCACCAUCAUAGCAGCUGCGUUCAAUGAGGAUGUUUUAAUUGCAUGACUCAAAGUAUCAGGGAUCAAAACCCAAAAGUCAUUUGGCAGCUUCCUACUGGGAGGAGGCUUGGAGGACCUGUGGCUUCUCCCAGCCAUUCUGUCCCAUUCCCCUGUGUUCAGAUUUGAGUAGGCAAGCUGGAAUGCUGUCACCUGGCAGGGAAGUCCAUUGAGAAACACUUCUCCCAGGAUGAAUGGCUCCAGUGAUCCAGUGUAGCCCAGGGAGGACUUUGGUGGCACCUGCUGAACUACACGUGGGAUUAGAGUGUUCUCUGAGGAAUGUGCUGGGCCUGCUCUGAAAACCACACCUGCUUGUUCUCUGCUGGGAUUAAUUAAUGCUGCUUAAAAACAGCGUUAAGGGAUUGGAUGCAGUCUUGAUGUGGGGGAGACAGAAUUCAGCCUGAACUCUUCAUUUAGGAAGUACAACUUGAAAUUAACUGCUAGUUCAAACUUGAAUAUAAAUUUCACAGAACAUGAACAUUUGAAAUAUUGACUGAACAAAGCCUUAAUUUAUUAACUUUUUAUAUUUACCUAAUGUCUUCAUGUGUUUACUUGGUCUUGGAAUGGUAAGACGGUACCUUCUGUGGUUUAAAGGCAUUACCUUCAAGUGCUUACAUUUUUACUAGUAUUGUGGGGUUUUUUUUCCUGUGGUAAUAAUACUAAUAGUUAUUUUUUGUUGACUUGUACGUAUUUGGAAAUACUGUCGUAGUAUUCAGAGUUCAUUUCUAAUUAAUGCAAAUUGCCUUAAUAGAAAAAUGGAGCUCUAGACACUAAUGUAUUGUGAAAUGUUAGAACAGAAAUCUUCUUAUUUUGCUGCUAGUAUGUUUUAUUUCUGUUAAAAUAUGCAAGUGAAAUUAAAAAUGUUUCUAGAAUAAAA